UAAAGAGCGGCGGCCGCAGCCCGCCCCGUCUCUCGGCGCCGCCGGCAGCAUGACGGCCAUCGGGGCGCAGGCACAGCACCUGCUGGCACACCGGAGACCCCAGAAAUCCUUCUUUGAGACGCUCAUCAGGAGCCUGAUCAUCCUGUGCGUGGCCAUAGCCGUGGUCCUGUCGUCCAUCUCCAUCUGCGAUGGCCGCUGGCUCUUUGUCAGGGGGCAGCUCCUGGGACUGUGGCACUUCUGCACCGUUAGCAAUGACAGUGUCCUGAAGUGUGUCACAGACCUCAGCCUGGCCCAGGUGGAGGGGCUGAGUGUGGGGGUGAUUCCCAUCAGGAGCAUGGUGUCCUUUGCUGUCGUGGUUGCCAUAUUUGGGUUGGAGCUGCUGAUGGUGUCCCAAGUCUGCGAUGAUGCCAACGCAAGGAGGAAAUGGGCAAUGGGCUCCGUUCUCAUCCUCAUCUCAUUUUUGCUGUCAGCCACUGGUGUUCUGAGCUUCUCCAUCCUGGUGAAGGAUCACCUCACCUUCACAGGCUUCACACUGACAUACUGGUGUGAGUUCAUUGCUGCCUUUCUCUUCUUCCUUAACGGAAUCAGUGGACUUCACAUCAACAGCCUCACACACCUCAGGAACGGGGUAGGCAAAAUCUAGGCACAAAGGACACACCUCUGCCUUUGUGUAAUCAGCUUUGCCAAUUAGACUGGAAAAAAAAGAGUCUAAUGAAGUUUGAAAAGGAUGCACUGUGUUAAUUUGUGCGCAAGGAGGAGAAGCAUGAGUCAGUCUUGAUGCCUGUAGAAGACAUACCCACCCACUGGUCAGCAUGGAGGGCUGUGCAACACCAGCCAAGCAGAGACUGGGACUGGCUGCUACUGCAAUGUGGUUUUCUGGAGGAGUGGAUUAAAGCAGAGAGUGUCCUGUUAAACGUGCAGAGAUUUGGAAGACUGCAGUCUAUCCCACAUGUUGAUCUGAGGCUUACACAACACCUGUACUGCUGUGGGUUUGGUGUUGCUGUGCUUUUCCUCACAUUCUGGAGCCUGUGAAGAGUGUGAUACAACUUCAGUGUGUCUCACGGAUUUGUUCUGGCUCAGGAACAGAUGAUUUCUGCCUGGCCAUGCUCACUGGUGUGGAGUAUUGAAAAUCUUCACUGGAUCUUACUGCUUCAUUUUUCUUUCAAAAGAGAAGGCACACAGAACUUGAUCUGGUCACAGGUUUUGUUUCCUUCUGGCACAUUCCCUUUGUCUGUUCUUUUCUUGGUCAGUGUUUUGGGGACACUUCAGACAGAGGUGCUGAUUUGGGGCCAGGGGUAGGUGUUGGGUGAUGCAGGGGAAGCAUGUGAGCCUUUCCUCAGGCAGCAGUGCAUGUCCCUGUGUUUGUGGCCAAUCCCCAGUGUCACCACUCUCCUCUCAUCCCUGAAGGACAUGUGCCAACUGGUCAACCAAACUGCCUCUCUCAUAACCCUUGCAAAGUUUGCCAUUACAGGGCAUUGCUGGUUUGUUUUCUUUGUUUCUUUGGGGCAAGAGGGACAAGCUCUGUGGAGGCUUCAUGGGGUGUUGUGGCUGGGCAGACCAUGCAGGGACCACCACAGCUUCUGAGAUGCGUUUUGGUUAUCACAUAGAAUCUCUUUUGGAGAGGAGCAAGACCUAGGUCCUCCUGAUCAGAUCAGGUCCUUUUCUUCUCCUGACUAACAGAGCCUGGGAGGAGAAGCAGCCUGUGAUUGCCUAAGGAGGGGCUGAUGGGUGCAGCUCUAAUCUGUCACCACUGGUAGAAAUAUUGAGAGACCUGGCCAAAAUUAUUAUGCUAAGGCUGGUCUUCCUCCUGCCAAUGUCUGAGUCAAGUUCUCUAAAGUUGCUACAGCUUUACAUGGUGUCUUAUGUAAAAGGAGAGAAGAUCUCUUUGUAGAGUAGAUUGCCCUACAUGUGUUCUCCCUGUCCAACACAUAGCACUCGGUUGCUCACAGAUAAAAGUGUUUUCAGAGUAUUUCAGGUUUUCUGGUUUACUGUUUGCUUUGUAUCCACUGGUAAAGCUGCUUAUAUCCUUGUUUUAGAACAAAUGUUUCUGCAUGUUUCAUCCCUGUACUUUAUUGAGCAAGGUUUUAGUUUCCUGUGCAACAAGUUUGACACAGUUUUUCACUUGAAACUAAUUCAUCAUAGCACAGAGGGCAAAAAGUCUGCGUAGGUGAGCCACGAGUAAACAGCUUUGUCUUUGAAAGCUAAGAGUCUUAAUCUGUGCCUGAGCUGAAUGUCACACUUUGAAUGUGCUCCUGUGGACUGGCUUUCAAGGACAGUCUCCAUUCCUUGCUGGACUUCUGUAGCUGAAGACAACACUCCUGAGCCCGUUUGGCAAUGCAGGUUCAGACUUGGUGUGUUCUGGAUGGUGCCAGUUGCACUUGAGCACAUGAAUCUGCUGAUCUUUCCGUAAAGAUGAUGGAGAGCUGUGCUACCCAGACGGCUCCUGAAGCUUGUGAUGUUUGGGGCUUUCAUGUGGUUUCUUAGCCCAUUCUCAAGGACAAGGACUUGUGCCCGUAACUUGUUUCUGGAAAACUGCACUGUGACUGUGAAGAUGCUUUUGAUUUGCUGAAUGGCACUGUUGAAAACACACUGCUGGGCUGAACUUGCAGAUGCUUGUAUGAGCUGCUGCUCUUGGCUUUAGCAAAGCCAUUUAGGGCCAAAGAAGACCCCACAAGACCUGGUCCCAAACUGCUGCCCUUUGGUGUUACCAGGGGUACCAGGAGUACCUUAACUAACCAAAGAUAAAAUUAAAGGUGUGGUGCCCAUGCCAGGCAAGACAGUUCCACUACAAGUAAGGGUGUCUGUGGCUUGCCUAGAAACAUGAAUGUACCCUCAGAGUGAUAUUUUUGUGACAUGCAGGCUUGGAAAUCACUUGUGUGUACAUUCCCUCAUGCUAGUGAGAGGCUGUGCCUCCAUCCCUUUCCUUGGAAGGCAGCCAUGGCCAGACCAGGUUCCAGGCUGGUGCCCCCUGCUUGGGUUAGAGGGAGACUGGACAAUUGGCCAUUGAGUUCACUCUAGACAUGGUGCAAUUGGGAACGAUUUUCAGGAUGCCCUCUGCUAGCUGAAGAAGAGGCCUUUUGUUGGGGGUAGGGAAUUCUCUGAGGAAAAUAGGGUAACUUUUUUUCCCAACUUUUUUUUUUUUUUGUGUAGUACUGCUCAAUUAUGCUGGGAAAAGAUGAAUUUUGACAGCUAAAUAUUACAAAACAGAGUUCAUUGUCUUGGAGACGUCCUUAUAUAGAGCAAGCUGUGCAGCAGUGGGUCAGUGCUCAUUUUCUGAAGCGUGUGGAAGUGUCAAGCAAUAUUCCUGAAGUUUGUUAAAUAAAUUGAUUUGAAAUAAGAA
Molecule: messenger RNA, 3340 nt
Organism: Catharus ustulatus (Swainson's thrush)
Lineage: Eukaryota; Metazoa; Chordata; Aves; Passeriformes; Turdidae
Gene: TMEM37
Product: transmembrane protein 37
Exons: 2
Coding region: 50-643 (197 amino acids)
Cellular component (GO): membrane
Molecular function (GO): voltage-gated monoatomic ion channel activity; calcium channel activity
Source: RefSeq, a predicted model, not a curated record